Molecule: messenger RNA, 894 nt
Organism: Trichoderma harzianum CBS 226.95
Lineage: Eukaryota; Fungi; Ascomycota; Sordariomycetes; Hypocreales; Hypocreaceae
Exons: 2
Coding region: 1-894 (297 amino acids)
Molecular function (GO): FMN binding
Source: RefSeq, a predicted model, not a curated record
AUGAGCGCCGAAGAUCGUAAAGCCUUGGAAAACAAGGUCAAACGCAGCUUCCACACUGACUUUAAGCAAGUCGAAGCCUCCCGAUCGGAUUGGGAUAGUUCUGCCUCUGUCCAAUACACGAAGACUCCAAAUCCAAACUGGAAAUUUGGCGAUGGAGCCAACCACACUCACACGGAAACAUCAGCCAAGCAUAUCGCCAUCGAUCCCUACGAACCGGGUCGCUCACUCAUCGACAAUUACAAGUUAUCCAUCAGUGCUGUCGUCCCAAGGCCGAUUGCCUUCAUUUCAACACGCUCAAGGGAUGGUAGCAAAGAGAAUCUAGCACCCAUGAGCUUUUUCCAGAUGAUCAACGCCGACCCACCGCUCUUCAUUUUCGCAGUGAACAGCCCCCUUGCAGCAGCCAAGGACACUUUGCGGAACCUUGUUGAGACCGGCGAGUGUGUCAUCAACAUUGUCAGCGAAGGCAUCAUCGAAGCUGUUAAUGCCACCAGCAUUGACGCGCCCUAUGGUGUUUCGGAAUGGGAUAUCAGUGGUCUGACACCCGUAUAUGACUGCCAGACCGUCUCGUGUGCCCGUGUCAAGGAGUGUAUCUUCAGCAUUGAGGCCAAGAUCGAGAGCAUUCGCGAAUUUGACAGCCGAGCCAAUCCAGGAACGAAAUCUGGGACCCUUGAGGUCGUUGAAGCCACCCGCUUCUGGGCGCGUGAGGACGCCCUUAACCAGGAGAGAAACGUCAUUGAUCUUUCGAUCCUGCGACCUAUCAGUAGAUUAGGAGAUAUUAGCUACGGUCGGACGCUCCAGGCUUUCCAACUACCUCGACCAGAAUUCGAGAAGGACUUGAAUGGCAUUCAAGGGUUUGAGGAGCUGAAGAAGCGGCGUGGAGAUACGCAUAUAUAG